Molecule: messenger RNA, 2424 nt
Organism: Orycteropus afer afer
Lineage: Eukaryota; Metazoa; Chordata; Mammalia; Tubulidentata; Orycteropodidae
Source: RefSeq, a predicted model, not a curated record
AUGGCAUUAGCUUUCGGACCAAGUGGGCAGGAACCCCGGCAUCUGCUGCUCUGGCUUCUGCUCCUGGCAGCCUGGGAGACUGGGAGCGGCCAGGUCCACUACUCGGUCCCUGAGGAGGCCAAGCACGGCACCUUCGUGGGCCGCAUCGCGCAGGACCUGGGGCUGGAGCUGGCCGAGCUGGUGCCGCGCCUGUUCCGGGUGGCGUCCAAAGGCCGCGGGGACCUUCUGGAGGUGAAUCUGCAGAACGGCAUCCUGUUCGUGAAUUCCCGGCUGGACCGCGAGGAGCUGUGCGGGCGGAGCGCAGUGUGCGGCGUCCACCUGGAGGUGAUCGUGGAGAAGCCGCUGCAGGUUUUCCACGUGGAGGUGGAGGUGAAGGACAUUAACGACAACGCGCCGGUGUUCCCAGCGACACAAAGGAAUCUGUUUAUUUCCGAAGCUAGGGCUCUUGACUCUCGUUUUUCACUAGAGGGCGCCUCUGAUGCAGACGUUGGGGAGAAUGCGCUGCUGACUUACAGACUGAGCCCCAAUGAGCAUUUCUUGCUGGACGUACCAACCAAUGAAGAGCAGGUAAAACCCCUCGGUCUAGUAUUAAAAAAAUCUUUAGACAGGGAAAUGGCUUCAGAGCUUCUUUUGGUGCUCACAGCAACUGAUAGGGGUAAACCUGAGCUGACAGGAACCGUAGAGUUACUAAUUACCGUGCUGGAUACAAAUGACAACGCCCCAGUGUUUGACAAAGGGGUCUAUCGUGUAAAAUUACUGGAAAACGCAAGGAACGGCACAUUGGUUAUUAAACUAAACGCCUCAGAUUUGGACGAGGGCUCAAACAGCCACGUUCUUUAUUCCUUUGCAACUGAUGUCUCCCCUAUUAUAGAAGCCUGUUUUCACAUAGAUUCAGCCAGCGGAGAAAUAAAAGUAAGUGGAAAAUUAGAUUUUGAAGAAACUAAGUUAUGUAAGAUUCAAAUAGAAGCAGUUGACAAAGGAAACCCCCCAAUGUUUGGGCACUGCACAGUCUUGAUAGAAGUUUUAGACGUCAAUGAUAAUGUUCCCGAGUUGGUGGUGACGUCACUUUCCUUGCCUGUUCGAGAGGACACACCCCUGGGUACUGUCAUCGCUCUCAUCACGGUGUCUGACCGCGACUCCGGCUCCAAUGGGCAGGUGACCUGCUUCCUAACAGCCCACAUCCCCUUCAAGUUGGUGUCCACCUUCAAGAACUAUUAUUCGCUGGUAUUGGAAGAAGCUUUGGAUCGCGAGAGAGUGUCAGCCUAUGCACUAGUGGUGACAGCCCGGGACGGGGGAUCACCUUCCUUGUCGUCCACAGCCAGCGUGUCCGUGGAGGUGGCCGACGUGAACGACAACGCGCCCGCGUUCGCGCAGCCCGAGUACACGGUGUUCGUGAAGGAGAACAACCCGCCCGGCAGCCACAUCUUCACGGUGUCUGCGCACGACGCGGACGCGCAGGAGAACGCGCUGGUGUCCUACUCACUGGUGGAGCGGCGGGGGGGCGAGCGCGCGCUGUCGAGCUACGUGUCGGUGCACGCCGAGAGCGGCAAGGUGUACGCGCUGCAGCCGCUGGACCACGAGGAGCUGGAGCUGCUGCAGUUCCAGGUGAGCGCGCGCGACGCGGGCGUCCCUCCUCUGGGCAGCAACGUGACGCUACAGGUGUUCGUGCUGGACGAGAACGACAACGCGCCUGCGCUGCUGCAGCCUAGGUCGGGAGGCGCAGGUGGUCAGGUGAGCGAGCUAGUGUCCAGGUCUGUGGGCGCAGGACAAGUGGUGGCGAAGGUGCGCGCGGUGGACGCAGACUCUGGCUACAACGCGUGGCUGUCUUAUGAGCUGCAGCCGGCGGCAGGCGGCGCGGGCAGUCCGUUCCGCGUGGGUCUGUACACAGGCGAGGUGAGCACGACGCGCGCCUUGGACGAGGCGGACUCUCCGCGCCAGCGCUUACUGGUGCUGGUGAAGGAUCAUGGCGAACCACCGCUGGUGGCCACAGCCACUGUGUUGGUUUCUCUGGUAGAGAGCGGCCAGGCAUUGAAGACGUUGUCGCGGGCGUCCACAGGCUCCUCAGGACCCGAGGCGGCGCUGGUGGACGUCAACGUGUACCUGAUCAUUGCUAUCUGCGCGGUGUCCAGCCUGCUGGUGCUCACGCUCCUGCUGUACACGGCGCUGCGGUGCUCGGCGCCGCCGACAGAGGGCGCGUGCGGGCCGGGGAAGCCCACGCUGGUGUGCGCCAGCGCGGUGGGGAGCUGGUCUUACUCUCAGCAGAGGCGGCAGAGGGUGUGCUCUGGGGAGGGGCCGCCCAAGGCCGACCUCAUGGCCUUCACUCCCAGCCUUCCACCCACUUCAGAUUCUGGAAACAAUGAAGACCAAGAGGAGAUUUUCCAGAACGUAAGUAAAAUAACUCCGGGAUGCAUUGCAUGCCUUUAA